ACCCUACUUUAAGAUAUGGAAUUCCUCAUCAUUUUUCUUUCUCUUGCUUUCUUGGGAUCGAUCCUAUGUUUGUUUCAUGAGUUGGUGGUGAAGCCGAUGAAACUUCGAUCAAGAUUAAGUGAACAAGGAAUCAAAGGACCGCCUCCGACUCUGCUUUUCGGAAACAUAAGAGAGAUUAAGAAGGCACAAUCCGCCGUUGUUAGGGAUCCUAGCCCGUCGUCCACACACAACUGCGCUGCGCUUCUCUUUCCUUUCCUCGAGAAAUGGAGGAAACAGUACAGUGAAGUAUUUAUGUUUUCUCUUGGUAACACUCAAAUAUUGUUUGUGAAUCAACGUGAUGUUGUGAAAGAGAUUACAACAUGCACGUCCUUAGCCUUGGGGAAGCCUUCCUAUCAGCAAAAAGAGUUUGGUACUUUGCUCGGUCAGGGAAUUCUAACUUCUAAUGGGGCACUAUGGGCUCAUCAGAGAAAAAUUCUUGCUCCUGAAUUAUACAUGGACAAGGUUAAGGGAAUGAUGGACCAUAUUUUCGAGUCUACAUUUACUGUACUCGAGUCUUGUAAGAUCCAAAUCGAGGCUGAGGGAGGACUUGCCAACAUCAAAAUCGACGAGUAUAUGCGGAGCUUCUCCGGAGAUGUCAUCUCUAGAGCAUGUUUCGGAAGCAGUUAUUGUAAGGGAGAAGAAAUCUUCUUGAAGCUAAGAGCUUUACAGGAGACCAUGUCUAAGAAAAGUUUAUCCACUGGUGUGCCCGGAAUGAGAUAUCUUCCCACAAAAAGCAACAGAGAAGCUUGGGCACUAGAAAAGGAUAUACGUGAUCUGAUCCUGCAAGUGGUAAAAGAGAGAAAGAUGGCAGCAUACGAGGAGGACUUACUGCAAAUGCUGGUCGAGGGCGCUAAAAACAGCUAUCUAAGUCAAGAAGCCACCGAGCGGUUCAUAGUCGAUAACUGCAAGAACAUAUACUUGGCCGGAUACGAGACUACCGCUGUUUCCGCCACCUGGUGCCUCAUGCAUUUGGCUGCCAAUCAAGAAUGGCAGCAUAUAGUACGAGAGGAGGUUCUUGAAAUCAGCAGGGGUCGUACUCUGGAUGCCGACAUGCUUCGCAAGAUGAAACAGCUUACAAUGGUGAUUCAGGAAUCGUUACGACUUUAUCCGCCGGUAGCCGUGGUGUCGAGGGAAGCGUUGGAGGAUAUGAAGUUCGGGGAGAUUUUGGUACCCAAGGGUGUAAAUAUCUGGCUUCUGGUGUUGGCAUUGCACACUGACCCUGAAAUCUGGGGUAAAGAGGCCUACACAUUCGACCCGAAUAGAUUUGCAAAAGGGAUAGCAGGUGCUUGUAAGCUGCCACAAGUGUACAUGCCGUUUGGGGUCGGGCCACGAAUGUGCCUGGGACAGAACUUGGCACUGGUUGAACUGAAACUAGUAAUAGCUCUCCUUUUGUCCAACUUCUCCUUCUCCCUUUCUCCCAACUACACCCAUUCUCCUGUUCUAAGGUUGGUGACAGAGCCAGAAAAUGGAGUCCAUCUCUUGGUAAAGAAGCUGUGAUUCGAGUAUGCCUAUGUAAACUAUCCAUUAAUUUGGUCUGUAGAUAAGAUUGAAUUGAUGUUAUUUAGUUUUGCAUAUAUAUGCUAUUGCUGUUCGAAUCAGAUC
Molecule: messenger RNA, 1641 nt
Organism: Hibiscus syriacus
Lineage: Eukaryota; Viridiplantae; Streptophyta; Magnoliopsida; Malvales; Malvaceae
Product: cytochrome P450 714C2-like
Exons: 5
Coding region: 16-1536 (506 amino acids)
Molecular function (GO): iron ion binding; monooxygenase activity; oxidoreductase activity, acting on paired donors, with incorporation or reduction of molecular oxygen
Source: RefSeq, a predicted model, not a curated record